GCACGGGGGCGGGCUCUCCGGGCCCCCAUUGGCUACGGGGCCCCCCCAACACCAGGGCUCUCCCCCAUCUCCCCCCGACACCAGUCCGUCCGCUUCCAGCUGCUGCGGCCGCGCCUGCACCAUCUCGGCAUCUAGUCGCCCCCCUGCUCCAGCCCAGCAUGGCGACCCCGACCCAGGUCCCCACAAUGGUUUCUCAGGAGACCGACCCAUUUCACUAUGACUAUGACACCGUGCAGACUAUAGGCCUGACCCUGGCUACCAUAAUGUUCGUGCUGGGCAUCAUCAUCAUCCUCAGCAAGAAGGUGAAGUGCAGGAAGGCUGACUCCAGGUCUGAGAGCCCGACGUGCAAAUCCUGUAAGUCAGAGCUUCCCUCCUCAGCUCCCGGAGGCGGCGGCGUCUAAGACCAUCCUGGGCACCAGCUCCACUGCAGUCCCUGCCUGAGUUUGGGAGCCUGAUGAACGGGCGGAGGCAUUGGGGACCCCCACCCUGGCAGCGCUCCCCCAAAUGAGCCACCCCUCCCCAAGGCUGGAGCCACUGCACCCUCCUCCCCGCCCUCCCUAGGCCUUGGCAACUACCGAUCCCCUCAAA
Messenger RNA from Sorex fumeus (smoky shrew), 588 nucleotides. It is a transcript of the gene FXYD7, whose product is annotated as FXYD domain containing ion transport regulator 7. The coding region runs from base 159 to 401 and encodes 80 amino acids. Gene Ontology annotation, biological process: regulation of sodium ion transmembrane transporter activity. The transcript is spliced from 6 exons. The record is from RefSeq and is a predicted model, not a curated record. Gene Ontology annotation, molecular function: sodium channel regulator activity. Gene Ontology annotation, cellular component: membrane. Lineage: Eukaryota; Metazoa; Chordata; Mammalia; Eulipotyphla; Soricidae.